Molecule: messenger RNA, 2862 nt
Organism: Beauveria bassiana ARSEF 2860
Lineage: Eukaryota; Fungi; Ascomycota; Sordariomycetes; Hypocreales; Cordycipitaceae
Product: WD domain-containing protein
Exons: 4
Coding region: 1-2862 (953 amino acids)
Biological process (GO): transmembrane transport; iron-sulfur cluster assembly
Cellular component (GO): cytosolic [4Fe-4S] assembly targeting complex; membrane
Molecular function (GO): transmembrane transporter activity; protein binding
Source: RefSeq, a predicted model, not a curated record
AUGUCCAGCUCGCUCACUGAGGAAGGAGACUCGUUGGCCACAAGUCAGGCCGAGCCCGUUUCCCUUGCUAAGCCCGUCGCAGACACCGAAAAGGCAGAGGCCAGCAAAGUCACGCAACAUGUUAUCGAAAUAGGUUGUUCGUAUAUCAGUAAUGAUACCGACUCUUCAUCCGGUCUAGAGCGCUGGAAUGGGUCAAGAGACAACACGGCUCGCUUCCUGGUCGUCAAUCUGGCCCUGUUCAUUAUGGGCAUGAACGAUGCCUGCUUAGGUGCACUUCUUCCAUAUAUUGAACCAUACUACAAUGUCAACUACACCCAGGUCUCAACUCUCUUUGUCGUCCCCUUCGUUGGCUACGUCGCCGCCGCCCUAUCCAACAACUGGAUUCACUUCAAGCUCGGCCAGCGAGGCGUGGCCUUCAUCGGGCCAAUUUGCCGCGUCGUGGGCUAUCUGCCCAUGGCGCUGCACCCUCCAUUCCCUGUGUUGCCCGUUGCCCUCCUCGUCGCCGGUUAUGGUAAUGGCAUAGAGGACAGCGGCUACAACGCCUGGGUGGGCAACAUGCACCAAGCCAAUGAGCUUCUUGGUCUGAUUCACGGCGCCUACGGUCUCGGUGCUACCAUCAGCCCCCUCAUCGCAUCUGCCAUGGUGACCAAGGGACACCUUCAAUGGUACACGUUCUACUACGUCAUGAUAGGUAUGGUUGGCUGUGAAUUUGCUCUUGGUAUGCGGGCUUUUUGGUCCCAUGACGGUGCGUCCUAUCGUAGACGACUAGCAUACGAUAACGAGGGGAAGGAGCGCAUCACCACACGUCAUGUCCUCAAACAGCCGCUCACCUGGGUCGUGGCCGUUUUCCUGCUCGGUUACGUUGGCGUUGAAGUCAGUCUCGGUGGCUGGAUCCCGACAUUUAUGAUCAAAGUCCGCCAUGCCGAACCAUUUCUAGCUGGCCUGUCAGUAACCCUAUUUUGGCUGGGCCUGACACUUGGCCGUGUCAUCCUGGGUUUCGUCACUGGCCGUGUUGGCGAGAAGCUUGCCAUCACUGUGUAUAUCCUCCUCAGCAUCGCCUUACAGUUGCUGUACUGGCUUGUACCAAAUUUUGCCGCGUCACUUGUCUUCAUCGUUCUUCUAGGCUUCUUUCUCGGCCCUCUCUUUCCCGCGGCCAUUGUGACCGCCACCAAGCUGCUUCCACCCGAGUACCAUGUUAGUGCAAUCGGGUUUGCAGGCGGCUUCGGCGGAGGCGGGGCCGCCAUCAUUCCAUUUGGCGUUGGUGCCAUUGCUCAGAGCAAAGGUGUUUCUGUGCUACAGCCCAUCGUUUUGGCUUUUCUCAUCUUCGAUCUUAUUGGGUGGCUGAUCAUGCCCGGAGGCUUUAAGAAAGGUGGAUUGAGGAAAGCACGCGAGGAAAAGACACCUGUUGGAGGCGAUUUUGUGCAGGCCGGCAGAUGGGUAGCAGCAAAGGCUGGGAUGCAGCCGGCUUCGAGACGCUCGACAACGAGCGCGGCCCAAAUCGUAGCUCUCGCACCGCUCAAGCCUGACCUCUGCGAACGUGCCUGGCAGACAGUUGCGCACCCGACGCUUCCUCUCAUCGCCACCGUCCACGGCAAGGGUGUGACUGUCUUCUCGCUAGCGACGCUCUUCUCUCACAGCAGCCUCAUCGGCGGGCACACGCGGUCCGUCCGCUCCGUGGCCUGGAAGCCCAACCUAGCCCCGCAUAAGCUCUGCCUGGUCUCAGGCAGCUUCGACUCCACGGCUGGUGUCUGGCGUUGGGACGGCGACCAAGCCGGCGACAGCGAAGCGGCGCUCGAGCGGGAGGUCACUUCUGCGCACACCCGACACGGCAACGACGACGGCAACGACAACAAUAGUCAAAACGCAGACUCGGGCGAAGACAAGGAAUGGGAGUUUACUCUCGUCCUCGAGGGUCACGACUCCGAGAUCAAGUCGUGCGCUUUUUCGCCAUCGGGCGCGCACUUGGCCACAUGCUCGCGUGACAAGUCCGUCUGGAUCUGGGAAGACAUUGGCGCUUCGGAGGAGGAUGACGAGUGGGAGACGAUCGCGGUUCUAAACGAGCACGAGGGCGACGUCAAAGCCGUGUCGUGGUGCCCCGACGUGCCGGGCCGUAACGCUCGCCGGCGGUACAGCCCGGACGUGCUGGCCAGCGCCAGCUACGACAACACGGCGCGCAUCUGGCGCGAGGACAACGAUGGCGAGUGGGUGUGCGUUGCCGUGCUCGAGGGCCACGAGCAGACUGUCUGGGGCGUCCAGUGGGAGUCGCGCCCACGCCCCGGCGACAAAUUCCCGCGCCUGCUGUCGUUUUCGGCCGACGCCACCAUACGCAUCUGGACGCUCAAGGAAGACGAAGAAUGCGACGGCGGCGAGCAGGGCGGACGCAGCGCCCUCGGCGGGAUCCCCAACACGAUGCGCCGAUCGCUGCGCGAGGAGUGGGUAUGCACCGCUGUCCUGCCAGCUACGCACCACCGCGAUAUUUACGCCGCUGCGUGGAGUGCGCAGACAGGCGUUGUGGCCAGCACAGGCAGCGAUGGCAAGAUUGUGAUGUACAGGGAAGAGUUUGAGGCAGAGGCUGCUACAACAACGGUGGCGGCAGGGCCCGACUCCGAUCAACCCAUGACGGACGGGACAGAGGAGCAGUCACUAGCUUUGCAACAACCUCCAUCAACGCUUCAUGGCUCAGCGAGGUGGAGCAUAAUUGGCACGAAGGAAAAUGCCCAUGGGCCGUACGAAGUCAAUCACAUCAUGUGGUGUAAGCGAUACGACGGCGGUGCAAGUGCGAGAGGCGAGGAGGAAAUGCUCAUCACAACAGGUGAUAAUGGCAUUGUCCAACCAUGGGGGGUAAUUUUAAACCAGGAGUAA